Messenger RNA from Pelagomonas calceolata, 936 nucleotides. The record is from the annotation of a GenBank genome assembly. Lineage: Eukaryota; Pelagophyceae; Pelagomonadales; Pelagomonadaceae.
GCGCCUCUCAUGCUCUCCCGCGCGGUCGGCCUAAAAGCUGCCUCUGCGAUAGAUACGCCUCCGCAGCGACGCGUCGAGUAUCUCGCGCGCAUCUUGGCGUGUUCCUCGUGCACGGCUUGUGUUAUAGGCUGCCUACCCUGCCUCCCAAGAGGCGCCGCCUUUGUCGACACCACGCCGUCGGCGAACGACCCCCGGGCUGCCCGAGCAUCCUCUACGCCAUCGACGCGACGCCUGCUCGACGGCUUGUCAUCACUCGAUUCGGUCAGCAGCGUUAGCUAUCAUUGCACAGACAACAUGGGCGCCGGCUGGCCCAAGCCGAAUUUGGUAGAACCCUUCGAUGUCUUCCAGGCCUGGGACCACGGCAAGGCGUCGGAGGUCGUCUGCGUCUUCAAGGACAACGAAUUCGACUUCGGCGUCGAUGUGGAUAUUGUGGCCGCUUUAUUGGAAGGAGACCGGCAGACAGCAGAGAAGGUAGUAAAGAAGCUCGCGCCGGACGGAUCCAUCAUCAACGGGCUGGCCUUCCUGGGUAUACUAGCCUUCUUCUCGCGAGCGCCGGACCGCGGCGACGCGCUCCGCGCGAAGGUGGGAUUGGCCUUCGACGCCUUUGAUCUCGAGGACACGAACGAUUUAUCAAGGGACGAGUUCACGAUCGCCCUCUUGUCGUGUUUGCGGGCGCUGACCGUGGCGCUGGGUCGCGGCGUGCCGCCGACCGAUUCCGAUUGCGAGCAGAUCGUGAACAAGGCAUAUACGGACCGGGGGAAGGACUACUCGACGUCGGUCUCGAAGCACGAGUUCUUCGACUUCGUCGCCGCCGCCGUCGAGGGCUGCGCGGGCUUCGAGGAUGUGUUGAGAGGCUUCGGGGUCUCGGGGCUCGCAUCGACGCCGGCAGGCGUCGAGGCGGCGCCGGAGUUGUUUGCGUCGCCGGUAAAGGACUAG